Papaver somniferum (opium poppy) is the source of this 1566-nucleotide messenger RNA. RefSeq lists its product as uncharacterized. The transcript has 5 exons. Lineage: Eukaryota; Viridiplantae; Streptophyta; Magnoliopsida; Ranunculales; Papaveraceae. The record is from RefSeq and is a predicted model, not a curated record. The coding region runs from base 335 to 1357 and encodes 340 amino acids.
UGCUAGGUGUAAGAGAAAACCAAACUUUUCUUGCUACUUUACAGUGUAUAAGCAAGUGACCAACUGAUUCUUCAUUAUUGCCACACAUUAUGCAAGAAUUAUGAAUUUCAAUGCCCUUCCUUAUCAGCAAGUCUUUUAGACGCCUUCAACACCGCACACCACAUAAAAAAAUUUAACCUUUGGCGGAAUUUUGCGGUUGAAUAUAAAAUUUGUAGGGAACCAUCAGCAGCUGUAAGAGGAUACAAAGACUUGACGGAAUAUAACGUCAGCAGCAAGCUUCCACUUCACUACUCGUACAAUCGAAGCAGAACAUUGCUUUAGCCUUCCAUAAGGAAUGUCUACGACAAUAUCACUGGGUUUGUUAAUGGGUUUAGUUGGAUAUGCUUAUCGAGCAAUUCAACCUCCCCCGCCAAGGAUUUGUGGCUCUUCAAAUGGACCACCUAUUACAGCAUCUAGAGUAAAGCUCAGUGAUGGAAGACAUUUAGCCUACAAAGAACAUGGAGUUCCAAAAGAUGAAGCCAAAUAUAAGAUUGCUUACAUUCAUGGGUUCGAUUCGUACAGACUUAAUACCAUACCCCUAUCUCCAGAACUUGCUGAAGAACUUGGGAUAUAUAUGGUGUCAUUCGACAGACCUGGGUAUGGAGAGAGUGAUCCAAAUCCAAAACGAACUGAGAAGGGUAUUGCAUUAGAUGUAGAAGAGCUUGCUGAUCAGUUGAAUCUAGGGAACAAAUUCUAUGUACUUGGAUUUUCCAUGGGAGGUCAGGCGACAUGGGGCUGCCUCAAAUACAUCCCUCACCGGUUAGCAGGAGCAACACUAGUCGCUCCAGUUAUCAAUUACUGGUGGCCUGGUUUUCCUGCCAAUUUGUCUAAAGAAGAGUAUCAAAAGCAGUUUCUACAAGACCAGUGGACUCUUCGAGUGGCUCAUUAUGCCCCAUUCCUCACCUACUGGUGGAACACUCAGAAAUUUUUUCCUGCUUCAAGUGUGGCAUCCAAAGCCCCUGGGAUUUUUUCUCCUCAAGAUGCAGAGCUCCUCCCCAAGAUUCCUCCGGUAGAUAAGGCACCAAUAAGGCAGCAAGGUGAUUUUGAAUCACUUCACCGUGACCUUAAUGUUGGUUUUGGAAAAUGGGAAUUUGAUCCAAUGGAUCUUGAAAAUCCAUUUGCCGACAGUGAAGGUGCAGUCCACUUGUGGCAUGGAGACGAAGAUUUGUUAGUGCCUGUUAGUCUGCAACACUACAUUGUAGGAAAGCUCCCAUGGAUUCAGUAUCACGAAUUGAAAGGUGCGGGACACUUGUUCCCUUAUGCUGACGGUGUGAAUGAUGCCAUCAUAAAGUCACUUGUACUUGGAAAAAAGAAAUAGGGCUAAGUGAACUCUUCCUGUUAGUUGAGGGUGCAUUUUCAUUGGAGUGAAAUGGUAUCCAAAAAUAUAAAACACUCCAUAACUAAUGUAAGAUAAAAUGAUUACACAUACCAUUAUCUCUUUCUUACAGUUAGGUUGUGCCUGUAUUUGUAUGUGGUGAUAGGGACCGAAUGAGUAACAAAAUGAGGAGGAGAGAAUUCUUUUGUUUU